Tripterygium wilfordii is the source of this 1793-nucleotide messenger RNA. Its product is annotated as glycerophosphodiester phosphodiesterase GDPD1, chloroplastic-like. Gene Ontology annotation, molecular function: phosphoric diester hydrolase activity. The record is from RefSeq and is a predicted model, not a curated record. Lineage: Eukaryota; Viridiplantae; Streptophyta; Magnoliopsida; Celastrales; Celastraceae. The transcript is spliced from 7 exons. The coding region runs from base 303 to 1466 and encodes 387 amino acids. Gene Ontology annotation, biological process: glycerophospholipid catabolic process.
CAAUUAGUACUCGUGAUCUAAUCAAUGAUAUAUGAGUUGAAUAUGAAUUGAUUUCCAAAGUGCUAUCUAACCUAAUCCAUGAUAAGGAUAUCUACGUGGCAAAGGAAAAAUAUUAGAGAGAAUAGAAGGGAAUAUUCCUAUCUAAUUUCUCUCUCUUGUAAGCCUCUCCCCAUAGCACCAACUGGAAUAUUCUCUCGUUUUCCCACGAGAAAGAAGGCCCAAAAUGACUUUAAAUACACCUGCCUCUCUAUCUCUUUCCCAAACAAAUUCCGUUGUGCCUCUCGUAAUUCUUGAAAUCUUGAAUGGCUCUCAAAGCUGUUCAUGUCUCCGAUGUCCCCAACCUUGAUCAUGUCCCCGAAUCCGCCUCAUUAUCCCUAUGCUCAACCAGGUUCUCCGCCGGGGAUGGCGAUGGUGAAAAUACAAGGUGCGCAUACAAAUUCACAAAGUUCGUGGUGAUGGGACAUAGAGGGAGCGGCAUGAACAUGCUUCAAUCCUCCGAUCGAAGAAUGAAAUCCAUCAAAGAGAACUCCAUUCUCUCCUUCAAUGCCGCCGCUAAAUUCCCGAUCGAUUACAUUGAAUUUGACGUUCAGGUGACGAAGGAUGACUGUCCUGUCAUUUUCCAUGACAUCUUUCUCUUGACUGAAGAUGACAAGGGAACCAUGAUUGAAAAAAGAGUUGCAGAACUGACUCUGGCUGAACUUCUCUCCUACGGACCCCAAAAAGAGCCUGGAAAUGUUGGUAAGCCAUUAUAUAGGAAAACCAAAGAUGGGAGAAUACUUGAAUGGAAGGUUGAGAGAGAUGAUCAUAUAUGUACAUUGCAAGAGGCUUUUGGGAAAGUGAACAAUUCUGUGGGGUUUAAUAUUGAAUUGAAGUUUGAUGAUCAUAAAGUGUACAAAGAAGAACACCUUAGGCACUUGCUUCAAGUAGUCUUGGAGGUUGUAUCUGAGCAUGCCAAGGAUAGACCUCUGAUGUUUUCAAGCUUCCAACCUGAUGCAACUCUGUUGAUGUGUAAAGUGCAGAGUACUUACCCGGUGUUCUUCCUGACAAACGGAGGAUCUGAAAUUUACACAGAUGUAAGAAGGAACUCCCUGGAUGAAGCAAUUAAAGUUUGCUUGGCUGGUGGCUUACAAGGAAUUGUCUCUGAAGUGAAAGCAAUAUUUAGAAAUCCAGGAGCAGUAGCCAGAAUUAAAGAAAACAAGCUUUCCCUGCUAACUUAUGGUCAACUGAACAAUGUAAGGGAAGUGGUGUACAUGCAACAUCUAAUGGGUGUUGAAGGUGUUAUAGUAGACCUAGUUCAAGAAAUUAUAGAGGCAGUCUCGGAUUUUGUCGAUUCUGCUAAAGAGAAUGAAGGAGAAAACUUAUAUCUAGAGAAAAAGGACGUCCAAAAACUCGAAACCAAGCCCCGGUUCUCCAAGGACGAUCUCUCACUGCUACUGAAGCUUGCACCAGAACCGAUUCAGGUUUGACGUAUACUGACAUGACAUGAAACUUCUCAGCAAUUCUAGCAUACAUGAAUUAAUACAAAGCUACAACACUAAACAAAAUGUAUCUCUUUUGUAAGAAUGGUUUUCAGAAACGAAAGUAGGGUGUUUUGGAGGUUGUGAGACUCUAAUUCAGUAAUUCUGUGGGGUUCUGAAACUUCCUAAUGUAAAAACUUCUGUCCAUAAGACUGUCUACUUGGGCUUUGAUUGGCUCCUGGAUUUAUAAGCCCAAAGCCAGAAACUGGACUUUGUAAUAUUAAUAUAUCAUGUGAUCAAUGACCAUGGAUAGAAUCUGUACUCUUGGAACUCUAC